Papaver somniferum (opium poppy) is the source of this 1479-nucleotide messenger RNA. RefSeq lists its product as uncharacterized. The coding region runs from base 1 to 1479 and encodes 492 amino acids. NCBI's taxonomy places the organism in Eukaryota, Viridiplantae, Streptophyta, Magnoliopsida, Ranunculales, Papaveraceae. The record is from RefSeq and is a predicted model, not a curated record. The transcript has a single exon.
AUGGAAAAUUACUUCAAGCGCGACAUUGAUAGAAUCAAAGAGAAGUUCCAUAAAAGUCGUAUAUUCAAAAUGAACGGAAAAUAUUCCGACCACCCAUUGUUCAAGGGGAUCCAUUACAGCGUAUCUCGGCAAUGUAUGAAGUUGUUGAUUAUAGAAGUCGAGUUGAUUGAUAAGUGGGAAACCAAGGCGGAUGAGGUGUGUGUAUGUAAUAUGAAGAAGUAUAUGGGACUCCCUUGUCGCCAUAUGAUAAUCAAUUACGAGCAUGGCGUAAUCCCUUUAAGUGACAUUGAUUCAUUUUGGAAGCAUCUAAGUUUCAUCCCUCCUCCAAAGGAAGAAGAAGCCGAAGAAGAGUUUGGUGAUAAUGAAAUGGGUAGAACCGUACUAGAGAUGUAUCGGGGCAUGAACAAGCUCCAAAAACAAAUGUCUUGGGAUGACAUGCGGAAAAUCAUAUAUCCACAAACGCAAGAGAAUGUCUAUGAACCAGCAAAAGGCAAACCGAAAGGUAAACCAAGCAAAAAAGAAACUAAAAAGCAACUUCGAGAAUAUGCAGAGGUGUUACGCAAGAAGAAAAGUGAGAAAAAUGCAAAUACUAGAGAUCCUUGUGGCCAUGAAUAUACCGCGGCAAUGUACUUGGAGAAAACGAAGAAAUGGGGUAGAAGUAUCGAAGAGAAAGGGGAAACAAGUGAGCGAGAUUUGAAGAAAAAGGGUCCGGUGUGUCCAUCACAACCAAGCCAACCCUCUUCCGGCGAUGCGAAGCUUAAGUCUCCAAUGUGCCCCAUCCAACCAUAUUUCCUAGACGUAAAGCUUGAGGCUCAAAAUAAAGACUAUUUGAAUGAGUUACCUCUAUACAUUAGAGAAUACGUUAUAUCCACCAACGACAUUCCUCUGGAUGGUAACUGUGGUUUUCAUGAUGUCAAUCAACGACUUGGUACUUUCAUCGAAGGUGCCAAGCGAAAUAAUGGGUGUGCAAUCACUCAUAUAAGGCAAAGGUUGUUGUCCAAACUAAAGAAGAAUCCGUCCUUUUACAAGACAAUGUUGUGCGAUGGGGAGGGUACUCUCAACGAGCAAUUUAUUAGGUAUCAACUUCUUCUUCAUGGGGCGCAUCCGAUGACAUCGGAUUAUUGGAUGAUCAUGCCUAUAUGUGGGCACUUAAUCGCCGAGGGAUUGAAUUGUGUGGUUCAUUACUUCUCAAAACAUGCAAGUUUCACCUUCACCCCAAAAACAAUUGUAUGUGUCGAGCAACUCAAACAAAGGAGAUGUGUCAUGGCAUUGAUCAACAACAACCACUUUAUAGGGCUCCGAUUAAAUCCCGAUUGUCCGUUGCCUCCAAUAUGUGGAACCUCUUAUUGGCCUGCAUUUAAUCCGGAUAGAAUGUUGGGUUGGUGUAUCAUGUAUGAGUCUAACAUGGAGAUGUGGCGUGCUUUGAAGAAGUCGGAAGAAAUUGUACAUGAAGGUCAAAUAUCACUUGAGGAUGAUUAG